CAUAGGUGUCAACCAAGCGGGAGGCCGAGCAGGGCCAUUCAAAAGGAAAGAUUUCCUUGAAAAAGGAGAUUGGAUUGCCCGGUAAGGUGAAAGCUGAAAUCAUGGAGGUAAAGCCGGUCAAAACAGAGAAGAAACCAACCGGCGAGAAACAGUGGACGGAGAAGUAUUGCUCUUUUCACAAAACUGACUCCCAUAACACUACAGAGUGUAACAGUGUGAAAGGAGUAAUAAAGCAGAUGAUCGAGGCCGGGGAGAUUGAUCCUGAGUACCUGGCUCAAGCCAAACCAAAGAAGAAUCAAUGGGUUAGGCCUGAAGGACAGCCGGCCGAACAGAACAAGAAGAAGAAAGCAGCCGGCAAGGAGCAUUUACAGGUCAUCUACGGUGGACCGGAAGGGGGAGAUUCUGCUUCCCAAAGGAAGAAGUGGGGGAGAGAGCUCUACGUGGGGACGGUAGCCCUCAAUCCCCGGUCAAAACAAGCAAGACGGGAACCGAUCACUUUUACUGACCGGGACCUUCCCGCCACCGGAGAAGAUCACAAUGACCCCCUGGUGAUAACUAUGGACAUGGGUGGAGUUGAUGUCUCCCGGGUACUUGUUGACACGGGCAGCAGUGUUAACAUUUUGUACCUGGAGGCAUUUGAGAAGCUCAAGUUGUGUCGAACACGGCUUGAGCCCCUAAAGACUCCCCUGUCUGGGUUUACCGGGGACUCAGUCGAAGCUGAAGGGUCGAUUCUUCUAACUUGUGAGCUGGGCACAGGCGACCAGGUCGUCCAAAAGCAAAUGAGGUUUGUAGUUGUGAACACCAAAUGUGUUCACAACGCUAUUUUGGGCCGGCCUGGGAUAAACAAGGUUCGAGGGGUCAUCUCCAUGGCCCACCUCUCCUUGAGUCGUUUUCUCUCCCGGUCUGCUGAGAGGGCUCUGCCUUUCUUCAAGGUUCUGAAGAAGGCUAAUACAUUCGAGUGGGACCGGGAGUGCGAGGAAGCCUUCCAGCAGCUGAAGGAGUACUUAGUCUCAGAUAUUGUUUUGUCAAAACCCAAACCGGGUGAGAUUUUGUACUUGUAUCUGGGGAUUUCCCAAAACGCUUUCAAGAUAGAGUAUAAACCAAGGACUGCGAUUAAGGGUCAAGCUUUGGCAGACUUCCUCGUUGAACUGACCGGUCUGGAGCCCAAAGCCGGACCUUCCCAUACGGUCGAACCGUGGUGGGAUAUGGCCGUUGAUGGGGCCUCUGGACCGAAGGGAUGCGGUGCCGGCGUAGUCUUCACUACCCCGGAGGGAUUCAAGAUUUACCAUGCCCUGAUUUUCAACUUCAAGCUCACCAACAAUGAGGCGGAGUAUGAGGCGUUGGCCGGUGGCCUCAGAUUAGCCCGGACACUCGGAAUAAAAAGGAUGAAGAUCCGUUCCGACUCAAGUCUAGUAGUCGGACAGGUCAAUGGUGAGAUGGAGGUAAAAGAGGAUCGCCUGGCCCGGUAUGGUGAUCUGGUCCGAGCGCUUCUAAGGGAAUUAGAAGAGUUUCGUCUGACUAGGAUACCCCGGUCGGAAAACGCUGAUGCAGACAUGCUUUCAAAAUUGACGCAAGCUUGCCCAGAGCAUGUGUCAAAAUUGGCGAAAAUUAAGAUACUGGACGUACCGAGUACAGACCGGUUUGAAGUCGCGGCCAUCCAACCGGGCCAGACUUCAGCGACCGGGAUAAUCGGAGCAGACGAUGACUAGAGAUACGAACUCAUGGAGUAUUUGGAGACCGGUCAGAAGCCUGAUGACGAGGAACGAGCCAGGAAGGUGGUCCUACGGGCUCCACGUUUCCAGGUAAUCGAUGGUCAUCUAUACAAACGUGCCAUUGGCGGACCACUCUUGCGUUGCCUCACCAACCCAGAGGCUGAACGCGUAAUUGCCGAAGUACAUGAGGGAGUUUGUGCAGCCCAUCAAAUGUCCCGCACUUUGGCUCAAAGGAUCAUCCUGCUAGGCUACUAU
Cuscuta campestris is the source of this 1967-nucleotide messenger RNA. Lineage: Eukaryota; Viridiplantae; Streptophyta; Magnoliopsida; Solanales; Convolvulaceae. The record is from the annotation of a GenBank genome assembly.